AAUACCCAGCCAGUCUGUGGCCGCGACGCGCUCCGCUCGUACGUACGCGGUCGAAAAAUCCCACAAAGUUAAAACUUAUGUGCAUUAAAUUAUAAAGUUUGGUGACGUGAUAUUCGCCUGAGCAAACAUCCAAAUCUUCCAAAGGCGAAGCGGAUUUCUCGAAAACUGUUGCAGUUGAGGAUGAGAUAGAGAACGGAGAAAAAAUAUUUAUUGAAAUAUCAGUGAAAUAACUUCGAAAAUGUCUUCAGCGGUCGAGAAUGGUGUCAUGCCAGAUGACACGAGAGGCACAACUUAUUACUUCAACAAAGGCCGGACCAGUGCAACAGUAUGGCAGCGACUAAGUCUAUUUUUCUCUAUCUACUGGAAAUCCAUUAUAGUUGUGGUCACACCUUUGGUUCUGCUACCAAUACCUAUUAUGAACGCAUCUGCAGAAAAUGCUACUGCAUAUAAAUGCAUGUAUGUUGUCCUAAUAAUGGCCACAUACUGGGUGUUAGAACUGCUACCUCUACCCGUCACAUCUAUGCUGCCUAUUGUCCUAUUCCCUACCCUGGGUAUCCUGGACUCAGACAGGACCUGUGCAGCAUAUAUGAAGGAAACUAACAUGAUGUUUAUGGGCGGCCUUAUGGUAGCUGCAGGGGUGCAGCACUCCAAGCUGCCUAAACGAGUUGCCUUGUGGACGGUCCAGGUUGUCGGCUGUUCACAUAGACGAUUAAACCUGGGGCUGACUUUCGUGACCAUGUUCAUCUCGAUGUGGGUGUCCAACGCCGCUGCUACCACUAUGAUGGUACCAAUUGUCGAUGCCAUCCUAGAAGUUCUUGAAGCGCAAGGGCUUGGCGACGUCUAUGUAAACCGAAAAAAGGCACAGCCUGAAAAUGGCAAAGAUGCUAAAGUUCAGGAAAAAAACACAGACGAAGAAAGUCUAAUGCCAAGUAAUAUAACCAUCUGCUACUACUUGAGUAUCGCAUAUGCAUCCACAUUAGGAGGCUCCGGAACUCUAGUCGGCACCGCUACUAAUUCCGCUUUCAAAGGAAUAUUCGAUUCUGAAUUCCCGGAAGUGUCUGGCUCUGUGGACUUCUUCUGGUUUAUGGCGUACAGUACUCCACCCAUGUUGAUCAUGCAGAUACUAGUGUGGGUGUCCUUGCAGGUCACCUAUAUGGGACUCUUUCGGCCGAACAGCGAAGCCGCCAAGAAAGUAAACGUGGCGUCCACCGGAUCCCAUAAUACUAUGAAAGUCAUCAAGGAACAGUACAAGCGGCUUGGACCUGUCACUUUCCACGAAAAGGCUUCAGGGCUGCUAUUCCUGUUGACUGUGUUCCUGUACAUCUUCAGGAAGCCUGGCUUCAUGCUGGGGUGGGCUGACGUCAUCACCGAAAUGAAAGUAAAGGACGGCGUGGUUUCUAUUUUCAUCGUGAUCCUGAUGUUCAUUCUGCCGAUGUCCAUGGACUUCGCUAAGUUCUUCUGGUCUUCCGCUUCUUAUGAAGAACUGUCAUCUUCCAAGCCUUCCCCCGGUAUUGUCACUUGGAAUAUCCUGAAGGAGAAGAUCCCAUGGGGUCUCCUGUUCCUUUUGGGCGGUGGUUUCGCCCUAGCCGAAGGCAGCAAGGAAACCAAGCUGUCCUCAAUGAUCGGUUCAUCCCUCAACGGCCUCAACGGGUUGCCUCCUUCAGUGGUGCUCCUCGUGGUUGUGUUGGUGACGCAGUUCAUCACGGAGUUCACGUCCAACGUCGCCAUCGCUAACCUCAUCCUGCCCGUGCUGGCUAAUAUGGCUCGCGUCCUCGGCAUGGACCCUCGAUACCUGAUGGUCCCAGCAACACUAGCUUGUUCCAUGGCCUUCCACAUGCCUGUGGGGACUCCACCCAACGCGAUAGUGGCCGGCGUCGCGCAUAUACCCACUUCCAAAAUGGCGAUCGGUGGGAUUGGCCCCAAAAUUAUCACGACAUUGCUCAUAUGGGGCGCCUACCCUACAUGGGGGUCCCUUAUCUUCAAACCGGAAGACAUCGCAGCUUUAGACAACUCCGGAUUAUCCCACAAGGCCAAUCUCACUCUGAACUGCGACGUCUCACCAAAUCUCUUAGAUCAGAACGCAGCGUUCAAUUGUACUUCAAUGACGUCCAAAAUAGCGAAUAAGACGUUAGCGUUGCAAAUCAGUAAAAGUGCGUUUAAUUGUAAUUAUUUGCCUUUUGGUAAUAGUUAGAAGAAAUUUUGUACAAGCAUGUCAUCUCACUCAUACAUUAUGCACAGGUGUAGUGUGCGAGUGAAACGGCAUGGUUAGCGCUAUUAUUGAAGGAUUCGAUUCAAUCUCACUCUAAACUGCAACGUUUCACCAAAUCUCCUAGAUCAAGAAAAUCUAGAUCUCCUAGAUCUAGAAAAGUGCGUUUAAUUAUAAUUAUUAAUUUGCCUUUUGGUAAAAGUUGGAAGAAAUUUUUGUGCAAAUAAUUAUUUCAUCUCACUCCCACAUUAGGCACAGAAGUAGUAUGCGAGUGAAACGGCAUGAUUAGGGUUAUUAUUGAAGGAUUCUUUUCUUUAUAGGCGCAGGUUAUAGGGUAUUUGAUGGUUCAAAGUUCAAAACUUUAACGCUAAAGGUCGCUGCAUGUGUUUUUUCCCGUCCCAGACGGGACGGGAUGAUUUCUCGAAGUACUAUUGGACAACUAGAAAAUGGAUGGGGCGGGGCGUUCCAGUUGUCCAAUAGUAGUUCGAGAAAUCCUCCCCUCCCGUCUCGUCCGGGACACGACACAAAAAACACGUUACGUAUGCAGCGACCUUAAAUUAGAUAUAAUUUGAACACGGCUUAAAUUAAAAUAACAGCACACUUGCACAGGCACACUUAAACUGAUUUAGUUAAAGUUUUUAAUACUGUCACUUUUUGGUAGCUGCAUUAUUCUUUAAAAAUCCCACGGGAAUUCAUUGUUUUACUGGAACAUAUCUAAUACACCUCAUGGAAGACUAUUUGCUGUCACAGAAUGUCGUGUAUGGCGGCCGGCUGAUUUGCCAAACUUAUUUUAAAGUUGCCAAACACAAAAAAUUUACUGUAUCCCAAAAAGUGUGGCCAGUUGAUUUGCCAAAUGCCGAACUAGAUACCGUAAAAUUUGUCCGAACUCGAAUCAUUUGCCGAACUCGGGUAGUGGAGUCGUACCAUUUGAACCAUCAAGUACCCUGUUUAAUAGUUGGGAACAGAAUGUGAGGAAUGAGUAUGCCUGCAAGCGAUUUUGGUGCUUGGUGGGUCCAAUACAAAAUGUUGCCAAUAUAUUAAAAAAUUAAAGUAUUUAUUGUAUUACUUACCAAUGUGCUAAAAGAUUUUGGUAGACAUGUUUUUAGUUUUUAUUUUAGUUGUACUUAUCUUUUAAUUUAUAUCAGAUUAGAGUACUAUCACCUUUAUAAGUCACGCUGAUGUACCUGCGCAGAAAUCUUAUUUUUGAAUGGCGCGAAAAUAUCUCGGCCAAUAAUAGCGCGCGUCUGUUCUCUAUUGGUUGUUGCCGUCGCGCCAUAUUUUGGACGCGCGAAUUAUAAGCGAGACAGCACAAGUCUCUGUUGCUCUUGUAUUUAAAAUUUCGCCAGUCAAUAAGGUCUGUAUUUCAUUGGUGUAAUUCAAUUUUAGUUGGCAUUAGGUUGCGUUUUCUGCGCAAACGAAUUUUGCCGAUGCGACUUAUAUAAGUGAUAGUACUCAAUCCACUUAUCUUUUAACUUAUAUCAGCUUACCUACUGAUACCAUACUCUGUUUGGUUAGGUACAAAUCAUCCACAUUUUAUUUUUCAUAAGUUUUUUUUUGAAUUGGCAAUUACUUAAUUGUAUUUUAGACAUUAUUUUUUUAUAUUAUCAAAAUAAAACCUUUUAGCACAAAGCAUUUGUUGUGUUCAAAAACAAUAAAGCAUUUACUUACCUACAAUAUUUUUGUAGUACAUACUUUUAUACAGUAGAUAAAAGGUUUUAUACUUAACUGUGUAUCUAGGUAGCUAAAUUUGUUGUGCACAAUCUCUAAAAUAACAGCCGAAAUUGAUAAAAUCAAUCUGAAUCCGUAAUCUGUCGAUACUCAGCGACGUUGGUAAUUGUCAAAAAGAUCAUACAAUUUUGGGCGAACAACAAUAUUGCUAAGUAACCAAUCGACAGUGUAGGUACAGAUAGAAUUGAUUGUUAAUUUUGACUGUAAAUAAUACAGCUCUAAAUCUAGUGAAAGAGGAAGAGGAAAGAAAGGGAUUGCUAUAAUACGGCUAAAAUUAUUAUUCAAUCUAUCCCUAAUCUGUAGAUAAUUUUUAUUAUCUAUAAUAGACUAGUACCGUCGUGACUCGUAACUUCGCCUGGGUUUUGACAUAAUUUUGAAGUUGGCGCUAAAACUAGAAAGUUAUUUGGCAACAC
This is a messenger RNA of Maniola jurtina (meadow brown), 4347 nucleotides long. RefSeq names its product protein I'm not dead yet (gene Indy). Gene Ontology annotation, biological process: monoatomic anion transmembrane transport; citrate transport. Gene Ontology annotation, molecular function: succinate transmembrane transporter activity; citrate transmembrane transporter activity. Lineage: Eukaryota; Metazoa; Arthropoda; Insecta; Lepidoptera; Nymphalidae. The record is from RefSeq and is a predicted model, not a curated record. The coding region runs from base 239 to 2191 and encodes 650 amino acids. The transcript is spliced from 15 exons. Gene Ontology annotation, cellular component: membrane.